Messenger RNA from Parnassius apollo (apollo), 234 nucleotides. The record is from the annotation of a GenBank genome assembly. NCBI's taxonomy places the organism in Eukaryota, Metazoa, Arthropoda, Insecta, Lepidoptera, Papilionidae.
AUGAAAACUGGAACAGCGGCUGAUAGCAAAAGAACCGACCGUCCUUCAACAUCAAGAUCAGAAGAAAAUGUCAAAAUUGUUCCAGAGAUGUUCAGAAGAAGCCCCUACAAAUCAACACGUCAAGCAGCUUGUGAGAGCGGACUUACACGGCACACUGUAAUGACAGCCCUUAAGUCUCCCGGCUUUCGUGCUUGGAAGCCACAUUACUGCAAUGAAAUAACUCCAGAGGACUGA